Molecule: messenger RNA, 2418 nt
Organism: Vigna radiata var. radiata (mung bean)
Lineage: Eukaryota; Viridiplantae; Streptophyta; Magnoliopsida; Fabales; Fabaceae
Exons: 10
Coding region: 483-2183 (566 amino acids)
Source: RefSeq, a predicted model, not a curated record
UUUCAUUGGAUAAAGGCAACUAAAUCUCGUGGAUGAAGAGCUAAACUCAAGGGGAACACCACGACCAAACAAACAUCAACACCAUUCCUACUUCUCAUUAUCAUCAUCUAACGGAACCUUCCACUUUUCUGAUAUUAUUUAUAUGUAGCUAUUAUUAUCCGCACCAAACUUUGUUCAAACCCCUUCAUCUCUCCUUUUAAUUCUUUCUUCAACGUUAUCAAUGAUUGAUUAGGUGGUUUAUAACGGAGCAAUUAUUGAACAGGAAGACACAUAGAAGGUGUUGUGUUUUUGCAACGUUCUGGAUCCGACAUAGCCAUUGUCGGACCCACCUCCACAUGUUCUUCCUUCUCCCUCUACUUUGACUCCUUCAUAUUUUUUCCUUGUUGCAUGGAGAGGAAGAUCAUAUCCCACCCAACAGAUCUCUCAUAGAACAGGUUUUGAGUUUUGUCAUUCGUUGAAACUGGUAUUCCUAACAAUAUACCAUGGGGGGUUGCGUAUCAGUACCUUCUAAUGCAAUAAAAGGACCAAGGAAUCUCCGUAGACGGAUAACAAGACGGCGUCAAAAGAUCUCAAGUUCUAUUUCCAUUCCUAUUCCAGAUGAUAUCAUCCUGAAAAGGAGUGGCAGCGCAGGGGCGCGUAUGACAGAUUAUUCUGUAAGUGAAUUUGUUCAUAUGGACUUUGAAAAUGGUGCAACUACUGCUUGCAGGCGCUCAGAAGUUUCUAAUUCAGUAUUCCAUCUUACUCAGCUUCAAUGGCAACUCAGUCAGUAUGACGACGAUGCAAACUUAGUGAGUCAAGAAGAAACAUAUUUUGAUUCAGUCAGCAUUCUGGAAUCUGAUUCAGAUGAAGACUUCAAUAGUGUUCAUGGAGAUUUCUAUGCAGAUGGUUUUCCAAUAGUAUCCGGCACAGUUGGAAACAUCCCAUGUGGUCAAGUGCUCAAGUAUGGAAGAUCAUCACGUUUUGCAGAUUCCAGGUGUCAGUAUGAAGAAUAUCAUGAAAGCUAUCUCAAAGUUGAUGGAAGCAAUCAAGACAAAUUAAAGGGAAGAGAUGAAAGUGGUUUUGGCCUUGUGAGUACACCAGGUCGUGGAAUGUCUCGCUUAAGCAAGACUCAGGGAAGCUUCAAAGGUAUAAAGGAAUACAAACAUGGUUUGGAAGAGAAAACUCCAGAGAGUGCACGGAAAUCAGGCCUUCUUCGGAUGGCACCCUCGUACAGUUUCAAUGACAAAACACUGAAUCGCCAAAGCAAACGACUGUCACAUAUCUUCAAGCUUUCUUUCAAACGAAGGUCCUGUGAUGUAGAUGAUGCAAAUGAAUAUAUUAGUCGUUCAAAAAGAUACUUUGUGCGACCCAGAGCAGGGCACACAAUUCCAUGCCAGAAUGGAGAAAAGCCAUCUCCUGGUUGUUGGUCAGAAAUUCCGCCCUCAACAUUUCAUCUUCGAAGUGAAAACUAUUUCAAAGAUAAGCAAAAGUCCCCUGCACCGAAUCACAGUCCUUACACUCCUAUUGGCGUUGAUCUAUUUGCCUGUCGAAGAAAAAUACAUCACAUUGCUCGACAUCUUGAGCUUCCCAAUGUCAAGACCAAAGGAGAUUUUCCGCAACUCCUUGUGGUAAAUAUCCAGUUGCCUACAUAUCCAGCUGCAAUGUUCCUUGGUGAUAGUGAUGGAGAAGGGAUGAGUCUUGUAUUGUAUUUCAAAGCUUCUGAGACUCUUGAUGAAAACAUUUCUUCCCAGUUUCAGGAAAGCAUUAUGAAAUUAGUUGAGGAUGAGACAGAAAAGGUAAAAGGAUUUGCAAAAGAAAGUAGUGUUGCUUUUAGAGAAAGGCUGAAGAUCAUGGUAGGACUCGUCAAUUCAGAGGAUAUGGAUUUGAGUUCUGCUGAAAAGAAACUAGUAAAUGCUUAUAACGGAAAACCUGUACUCUCACGCCCACAGCACAACUUUUACAAGGGUCCUAAUUACUUUGAGAUUGAUCUGGACAUUCAUCGAUUUAGCUACAUAUCCAGGAAAGGACUUGAUGCAUUUAGGGGUCGUUUGAAAGAGGGCAUUCUUGAUUUAGGCCUAACCAUUCAGGCACAGAAACAAGAAGAGCUUCCAGAAAAAGUAUUGUGCUGCCUUAGAUUGAACAAGAUUGAUCUCAAUGAUAGUGGUCAAAUACCCAUGCUAAUGACUAUUGACGGUGAAUGCUAAGGGUUUUCAGUUGAUUGGAGGGAAUAGCAUUCAACAGUAUAAAUAAACAUAUGUAUGUAUUAGCUACUUUUGUAUAAUUCCUCGGUCUAGGAAAAGUGGGAGUCAACUUGUUUAAGUAUGAUGCAACUCCUGCGGUUAUGUUUUUUGUUCAAAUGUACAUUCCAGGAAAAGAAAUUUAGAGGAUGAUUAACAUGUUUUGCCACAUGAAUGAAAGGUAGAAGUGUUUCUUUAUUAA